AUGUUCAAUUUGAAAGCCAAGCAUGGAAUGACUUAUAGUUAUUAUUCCGACUGGCUAAUGUUGUUUGUGUCCUUGUUACCGGAUGGGAAUGUGGUACCUAACAAUUUAAAUGAGGCGAAGAAAACACUUUCAGUAUUAGGGAUGGGGUAUGAAAAAAUUCAUGCAUGUCCAAACAACUGUAUUUUGUAUAGAGGGGACCACCAUGAAGCUGAGAUCUGCCCAGAAUGUAGUACAUCACGGUAUAAGAUUGGAAAGAAUGGAGCUGUGAGGGACGGGGUUCCUGCAAAGGUUUUGUGGUACUUCCCUAUAAUACCGAGAUUCAAAAAGAUGUUCCAGUCACCAAAGACAGCGAAGGCCUUGACUUGGCAUGCCGAUAGGAAAAAAGAUGCCAUGAUGCGGCAUCCAGCUGAUUCACCAACCUGGAAAUUGAUCGACACAAAGUGGCUAGAAUUUGGGAAAGAAAAAUAG
Fragaria vesca subsp. vesca is the source of this 468-nucleotide messenger RNA. RefSeq lists its product as uncharacterized. The transcript has a single exon. The record is from RefSeq and is a predicted model, not a curated record. Lineage: Eukaryota; Viridiplantae; Streptophyta; Magnoliopsida; Rosales; Rosaceae. Bases 1 to 468 code for a protein of 155 amino acids.